CAUGAAGUACUUGAAGGCACCAUCAAACAGGCUUGCUAGCACCAGUCGAUGCUCCAAUAAGCUGAAGCCAUGUAACACUGGGUAAAGGUUAUCAUUGAGGAUCGCCGCUAUAUUUUACCUGUAGGACAGCUCUUCUACCUGCCUUACACAUAUGUAGUAAUCAACAUGUUUAAAUAACAUGACAAAUAGUUCUUCGUCUUCAGACAGGAGCACAAAACAUCUAAAGAUGGGCGAGUUUGCAAGCGGGGCUCCUGGCCAGAUAACCGUGUACUCCAUACAGGGCUGUCCACACUGCGUGCAGGCUAAGGCCACCCUGGGCCGAUUAGGGGUCCCGGUGCACGACGUGGACGUUGGUAGUCAUUCAGAAGUGAGGGCAAAGCUGAAGGAGCUGACAGGUCGCAGCUCCGUACCCCAGAUUUUCUUCAACAGUGUUUACGUUGGUGGGAAUGAAGAGCUGCAGAAAUUGGCUCCUGAGGAGCUUCAGAGGUUAGUGUCUGUGGUCCAGACAGAGCCUCUCCCUGCUGAUGCUCUCCCGUUACCUGACAAGAAUCCAUCGGAGCGUAGCGAUCAGGAGACGGAUAACGAGUUUAGGUGUGAAAGAGAUGAGUUGGCAGACCUGGUGGAGGACUUCAAGCAUGCAGGUGUGAUUGGCAGUCACUGGAGAGGGCUGACUUUGUACAAAAUGAGCUUCUCAGGGACUCAGCUAGUUGACUGGCUGCAUAAAGAAAAGGGCAUGGCCAGGGAAGAUGCUCGCAAUACGGGCGUGGCGUUGUUGCAGAAGAAGUACAUGGUUGGGGUGCAUGGCGGUGGGCUGAAGGGUAGCAGUUUUGGCACGGAUAAAGACGCCACGGAGACGCUGUACCGCCUGCUGGAAGACGACCCUCAUUCAUCUCUCAAUGCAGGACGCACUGCCUCCUGCAAUCCCAUACGGGCUGCUGAGCUGUCUUUGCUUUUACGAGAAAUGAUCCUGAAACUGUUCUCGGAUCAUCUCUCCGCCGAUGGCAAGUCUGUUGACUAUAAAGGCAUGUCUGCCAACCCGGCGUUUGAGCGCUACUGUGACCUCGCCAUUCAGCUCCAGAGGGUGGAGCUGCUUUCGCUGAGCCGGGAAGAGAAGCUGGCCUUCUUCAUCAACAUAUACAACGCCUUAGUCAUCCAUGGGUACCUACGACUGGGGGCCCCCACCAACUGGUGGCAUAGAUACAGGUUCUUCAAUUAUGUGAGUUACUUGAUUGGAGGAGAGGUUUUCACAUUGCAAGACAUUGAAAAUGGCGUCCUGAGAGGAAACAGAAAAGGUGUGGCGCAGCUGCGAAGGCCUUUCUCCAAGACAGACCCACGGCUUCAGGUGGCACUCCCAGAUGUUGAGCCUCUCAUUCAUUUUGCCUUGAACUGUGGAGCAAAGGGCUGCCCUCCUAUUAAAACAUACACUCCACAGGAUAUUGACAGCCAACUCCGCACAGCGGCUGAGGCCUUUCUGGAAAAUGAUGAUGCUUGUGUGGUGGAUUCUGGGAAAGGAGAGGUUCAACUCAGUCAGAUAUUCAAGUGGUACAGGGCUGAUUUUGGAGGCACUGAUGAGAAGCUUCUGAAAUGGGUUCUGGAUCACAUGAGUGACUCUCCAAAGAAGACCAGCCUUCAGGGUAUUCUUUCUGGUGGAAAGACCAAAGUCAGCUUCCUCCCUUAUGACUGGAGCUCCAACAGCUCCCACUGAGCAUGCUUGCAGUUUUGCACCUCGUUUGUUUCUACUGAGCUGCAUUUACCUGUGUCUACAAGGUGAAUGACGGCAUGUAACCUGGAUGGGAUGCACAUUUGCACUAAAAUGCACACAAAAAAAAAGCUUUUGAGGCAGACUUUCUUUAACUUUAGGUGUAACUGAAUCCUAAACAUAGUUCAAAAGAUUUGGAUUGCUUAUCAUCUUUAAAAGGGAAACUUUUUUACAAAAAAAAAAGCAUAUUUAAAGCAUACACUUCAUCAUCUUACCUUAUAGAUUUAAAAAUCCAUUAUGAUUCUAUGCUAUAAACUUGAAUGCAUAUUAGCUUUGUGCUGGCCUGUCUAUGCCUAAAACUCAGGAGUGCGAUCUCAGUGCAGCUUCUCCUUAGCCAGGGUUAUCAUGUGGCAGGUUUCAUCAAAUCUGCCUUUCUAAGCCAUAUCAGAAACCUUUGGAUUCACAAACCUGCUCUCUCAUGUGUAGCAAACCUACAUUUCCACGUUGGCAUGUUUUUUUUCAUUUCAUAAUUAAAAAAGGAAAAGAAAUCUGUAAAUGUCCAAAGCUGCUUUCUCCUGCAUCAAAUGUUGGUAAUACCUUGAUUUUACACCUGGACGUACUGAAAUGUAGCCCAAACAACAUUUAAAUGUUUAUUUUCUUAGUAUUUACUGUAUAAUCUGCAGAAAACUACAAGCAACCUGCUGUGGAUUUUUUUCACCUGGUGGGUUUUCUUUCUAAUCUUUGACCUUUUUAUGUGUUUUUGUAAACUAGUCGUCAGCCCUUUGAGAAAUCCUGUUCUUCCUUUGUCAUUUGCAGUACAGUCAUAUUAUCUCAUAUAACACUUUGUAGAUACUUUGCAGAUUUGAAUGCCCUCUAAAAGCAGUUCAUAUAUCUGUGCGACAUUUUUUUUCCCCAUUUAAAUACAUGAUUUGUACUGACCUGUAAAUGGAUUUUAAAAAGACAAGUGAUUACAGCUUUUCCUAAUCAUUUUAUAUCUCUAAAUUACCAUUAUCUAACAGUUUUUUGCUUUAAAUAUUUUUUGUGCUAUUUUAUUAUACUAAAAUGUGUAGAUUUAAGUGUUUACUCCCUCAAAAUAUAGAAAUAAACAUAUUUCAAGUAGUAUAAACAAGUUAAUCUGUCUUAACAAAAUAUAUGUUAAAACGCAAGUGAUUUUUUUUUUCCUUAAAAAUAAGUGCUUAAAAAUAAAAAAUGAGAUAUUUAAGUUUAAAUAUUAUGCACCUACAGCAGUUAGGACUAAUACAGAAUUAUGUAAAAUAUGACUGAAUAGAAGUUUAAUAUUUUAAAACCAAAUGAAGAUAAAAACUUGAAUACAAGGAAGUAUUUAGUCUUUACAAAAUAAAUCUGUUUGCAUUCUACAAUUUUCUAUGCAAGAUCUACCACACUUUUCUACAUAGAUAUUCAUAGUUUAAAAAUGUCCUGUUUUCCUAGGAUAAAAAAUAAAUAAAAUGACAGUAAUCAUUGUGAAAUGACUGCGGACCUGACUGAUGCAUGUGUUUGUCUUUAGCAGAGUCGACACGUUUUGCACAGCAAAGUGUCGUGUUUUUCCAAUGCUUUCCUAGAGUUUGUACCGUCACCUUAACAGAGUGUUAACAGCAUGUUUCAGAGCGGGAAUGCUGCUGCUGCUGAUGAUGAUGAUGCAUGGAUCACUAGAAAACCUUUCUCUUGAAUGCUGAUUUUUAACCGUUGAAAAAAAAAAAGUUCCUUUUUGUGAGGUUUUGGCAUAAAAGUUACAGGUAGUUGGACUUCUGAUACCAGAAUACCACUAUCUAUACAGAAUGAGGUCCUUUAUAUACUUAUUUUUGCCUGCUCACUUUAGGACUUUAGGGGUCAUUACAGCAAAUCCUCCAUAUAACGCUUUCCUCUCUAUUCACCCAAACGACCCUCAUGUCCUCUUUAACUCCAUCCAUUAACGUCAUCUUUGGCCUCUUUCCUUGAAGCUCCAACAUCGUUUGCCAUGAGAUGAAAUAUCAUUCAUAUAACAAUUCAAUAUUGAGUAGUCUUGGGGUAAAAAUUCUUUGCACUUUCUCUUCCAAUUCUAGCUUUUGGCGCUAAAAGCUGUUUAAGAAAAUAUGUUUAAAGUUCCCAGCACGUCUUAAAAAUACCUCAUUUUAAAAAUAUUUGUUAUGCAAAUCCGUUUAAAUAAUGAAUUAUGAUACUGUUUUAUAGUCCCACUUGUUGGGGUUAAAAUGUGUUGAACAGUUAUAUAUGCAAUGCUGAAAAUAAAGUUGGAUUUAGUCGGA
This is a messenger RNA of Oryzias latipes (Japanese medaka), 3960 nucleotides long. RefSeq lists its product as uncharacterized. NCBI's taxonomy places the organism in Eukaryota, Metazoa, Chordata, Actinopteri, Beloniformes, Adrianichthyidae. Gene Ontology annotation, molecular function: electron transfer activity. Gene Ontology annotation, biological process: cell redox homeostasis. The record is from RefSeq and is a predicted model, not a curated record.